Messenger RNA from Clunio marinus, 1600 nucleotides. NCBI's taxonomy places the organism in Eukaryota, Metazoa, Arthropoda, Insecta, Diptera, Chironomidae. The record is from the annotation of a GenBank genome assembly.
ACUUCAAUUCAUCAAUUAAAAGAGUGAAGUGAUCAUGGCUUUGAAAUAUUUAAUUGCCUUUCAAAUAAUUGCAGCAUUAAUUGGGUUAAGUAAUGCACUCGUGAAUACUCGAUUUGUGGAUUUAAGAGUUGACCAUUUCAAUCCACUUGAUCGUAGAACCUACGAUGGAAGAUAUUUUGUGAAUUCUGAACAUUGGAUUUCCGGUGGAGUCAUUUUCCUGUAUGUGAGUGGAGGGUUCGAACUUUAUGAUGACUUCCUUACCAGAGGUGUGAUGUACGAGUUGGCUGAAGAAACGAGAGGAAUGAUUGUGUCACUUGAACAUCGUUAUUAUGGAACAAGUCGACCAACAGAAGACACGUCAGUUGCUAAUCUUCAAUGGUUAAACGCUCAUCAAGCACUUGCUGAUAUUGCACAGUUUGUUGAAUUUAUUCGUGCUAAUUACUAUGGUGCUGAAAAUGCUCGAGUGAUUGCCUUUGGACGUGGCUAUGGUGGGACUUUAGCCGCAUGGGCACGACAGAAAUAUCCAUCAGCAGUCGAUGCUGUUUGGGCUUCAAGUGCAUACAUCAAUGGUGUCCUGGAAUAUCCACAAUUCAUGACCAACACAUUCAAUACAAUCAAUUCAAUUGGUGGACCUGAAUGUGGAAGUAUUCUUGAAGACGCUUUCAGAAUGAUUGAAGAUGAAAUUCGAGCUGGAGACACAAGUUAUACUGAAGAACGUCUUCGUCUCUGUUCACCAAUUGAUAUUCACGAUAAUGAAGCAAUUGCUCGAUUGUUUUAUGGAAUUGCUGCUGACAUUGGUUUUGCAUUUGUAUCAAACGCUCGCUAUCCAGAAAUUGACGAUAAAUGCACUUUGAUGCGUGGUCUUAACACACCGGAAAAUCUUCCUGAAAAUGCCAUCGACGCUUUCGCUCGAUGGUUUGCUGAUGACUUUAAUAGAAAUUUAGAGUGCUUAAACUAUGAAAAUUCAGCAGUUUUAGGAAUGUAUCAGCAAGUUGAAUGGAACACUGUGUCGACAAUUGCUGGUCGUCGACAGAAUUUAUGGCUUCAAUGUUCACAACUGGGACAAUUUGCGGUUGCUAAUGAAGGUGAAAAUCAUCCAUUUGGAUGGAGAUUCGAUAGAAAUUUCUUCAUUCAAUGGUGUGCUCAAGUUUUCGAGGAAGCCAAUUUCUCAGAAAGCGUGAUGGAAGAAUUAAUUGGAAGAACAAAUGAAUAUUUCGGUGGAUUCAAUCCACACAUUUAUCGAGUUUUCUUCACACACGGUGAGAUGGAUCCGAGAAGAAGUUUAGGACCAAGUGAAGAUUUAAAUCCAAAUGCUCCAGUCGUUGUCAUGUCACUUCAAUCGGCGGGCCGUGACUUUGGACCUACAGCUGAAGCUGACUACGUUGUUCUUCAACAAACUAAAGCACGAGCUCGUGCGUUGAUGACAGAAUGGAUAUUUGAUGCUCUAGAGGAAGAGCGCCCUCCACCAGUAUCACCGUUAUCAGUUUAAGAUAAAAUUGCGACAAUUAUUAUUUGAACUUGAAAUUUUAAAGUGCUUUUGUGAAUAAAUAUCUUGAAACAAGCUUUUGAUAAUUUUUAGAGAUUGAUUUCGUACAAAGAU